Molecule: messenger RNA, 2511 nt
Organism: Tetrahymena thermophila SB210
Lineage: Eukaryota; Ciliophora; Oligohymenophorea; Hymenostomatida; Tetrahymenidae
Product: cytochrome b5-like heme/steroid-binding domain protein
Exons: 9
Molecular function (GO): transmembrane monodehydroascorbate reductase activity
Source: RefSeq, a predicted model, not a curated record
AUGAAAAUCCUUUAUGGUGUUUUAUUAGUAUGUUUAUUGUUUGUGGUUUCCGCUAGGGAAGGAAUAGAGAAUGAAGGAUAAUCUAUCAAUUAACAAUAAAAUGAUUAUCAAAUAUUCAUUUAUAAUGAUGGAUAAUAAGUAAAGAUUUUUAUGAAAUGCAAAAUUAAAUUUUCGUGUGCACUGAGAAUCACAGAGUUAUCUUCUAAUUUUUCAUAUUUUUAAAUUGAUAUGAUAGAAAAUUAACCUAAAUUUAAUUUAAUUGAGUUUCCUAAUCACUUUAACUGUAUGACUGACUAUUCGUUAAAGUCAGAUAAAGAAUACAAUUAUGUAAUAUUUAGUCCAUCUUCUUUACUCAAUCUUGAGAUUCUCCCUUAAUUCUUUGAUGUUGAUAUUAGCUUAAUAGAAAUAUUGGAAAAUAAUAACUUUGAAUAUAGGCAUCAUUUUUCAAAUAUAUAUUAGUCUCAAAGAGUCUUUAUUUUAACUAACUCAAGUUAAAUUGAAGAUUACAAAGACUUUUAAGACUCAAAAGUUUUUAUUCCAAGAACAAAUACAGAAAAUUAAAAUCCAAGCUAUAUCUAAAGAUUUUUAGCAACUGAUCAAACAGACCUUUUAACACUGGUAAAGAGGGCUCACUCUUUAGUAUUGCUAGUUAUUUGGGGUUUCUUAGUUGAUAUUUCUAUUAUUUGUGUGAGAUACUUCAAGGCAUAAAAGAAGUAUUUACGUUUUCAUGCUUCUACUUUUGCUGUUGGUAACAUAAGUUCUCUAAUUGUUAUAUUCUGCUAGAUUGGUUAAAGAACAAGUUAUAUAAACAAUAUUAGCCAAUAGCCUCAAGAUGAAGUAGCUCAUUUUGCAAUGGGCGUUUGUAUGACUGUCUUAAUCACAUUCUAGCAUCUAAUUGGUUUAAUAUGUAAAUUUAACUUUGAAAAUGAAGAUGGAUCUCAAAAUAUACAUUAUUUAAAGCUUUUACACAAAAUUACUGGAUAUUUGAUUUACCUCCUUGGUAAAGUAAAUGUGAUGGUUGGUGUGAAUAUGUUUGAAAAAAGAUAUUUUGUCUAAUCAGAUAGCACUAACUAUUGGAUGGCUAAAGUAUUAGGAGGUAUAUAUGCCAUAUAAUUUAUUUUAUUAGCAUCAAUAGAAUUUACCUACAGAUAAGAACCUGAAAUUCUAAUUAGAUAAAAGAAAAACACUAAUAAAUAUGCAGAUAUAAAUAAAUAAAAGUAGCAUGCUGAUAUUAUUGAGUUACUUAAUAAUCAUACCCCAGUAAAUAUCAUUAACAAACAAUACCCAAACAUUUUAUAUGUUGUCCACGAGAAUAGUGUCUAUGAUAUUACUGAGAUUUAACAUCCAGGAGGCUAGUUUAUUUUAAAGCACAUCAAAGGUAAAGAAAUAUCUAGAUACUUUAACGGUGGUUACGCUUACGAAGGAACUACUAUGUCACCAUAUAGACACACAUUAUAUGCCUAAAAUUUUUUGAAAGAGUUUUAUAUUGGCGAUAUUAAAAAUGAUUACUAUAACAUUUUUAUUUAGAAUGAAUAAAAUUAAAAGGGACAAGCUUUUUUGCCAAAGAAUGUUUUCAAACUAUCUGAAGUAAGAGAAAUUAUAACUAGCUAUAAAGUAUUCUUAUUCUAACAUGAUUAAUACUAAUUCCGUACUCAUUUGCCUGGUGUAAGAUGGUUUGGAAGAAGUGUUGUGGUGUCACCUCUAUUAGAUGCUGUUAGUAUAUAUCCAAGAAAUUAUAGUGUAGUUUUAGCAUAUAUGGAAGAAAAUUACAAAUAUAGAUUAGAAAUAAUAAGAUAUUUCUAAUACAGGAUGAGAGAUGAAGUAAUAGGAAUAAACAAUAGUUAUGUUGCCCCUAACCCGAAACACAUAAAGGUUUCAAACUAAUUACCUCUUCUUAUAAAAAAAGAAGAUCGUAAAACAUCAAAUGGGUUGUCAAAGUUUAUGCAUCUUAAUGUCCAUAAACUGUAUUACAUAUCAGAGCCAGUGGGUCAUGGUCUCGAGAUUGAUGAAAAUAGUGAUGGAGAGCAUAUAAUUUUUGCUGCUGGUACUGGAAUUUUACCAUUUUUAGAUCUGUUUGAUUAUCUUUUAAGAAAAUUGCUUUAUACUAUUCUUCUUGAGAGAUUUGGGUUCAAAGAAGCCUAAAUAUUAAAUCCCUAUAAUGAAAAUUAUGAGAAAACAUUCCGUUCUUAAUUUAAAAUAAGAUUAUUUGGUGCUUUUAGAUCUAAGGCAGAGUGUUAUGGUUAUUAAAUAAUUAGUGACUUGCACACAUUUUGUUAAUAAUUUGAAAAAGAUUGGUUUUAAGCAGUUGUACGUUUUGCAAACUCAGAAAGCGAUGAAUUCUUACCUAUGUCAAAGUUGUAUUAUGAUAACUUAUAUAUUAAUGAUGCACUUUCAAAGUCUCUUUCUAUAUCUAAAUUUCUUAUUUGUGGUCCUCCAGAAUUCAAUAAAAAUAUCUAUAAUAUACUAACUACAGUAAGGCACAUAGAUCCAGAUAGAGUUCAAAUUGUUUGA